GCAUGUCUAUCUUACACGGAGGACCAUUCUUGUCAUGUCUAAUGCAAAUUCUUGAUGUUCAGCUGCGUGCGUUUUCAGUGCCACAGAACAGGUCGCGGAAGCAAAAGAACAUAGCAAGGUGGAGGUUCGUGACAUUUAUCUCUCCUCUACAGCAUAUCCCUACCAUCCCCGCUGCCUAGACACAAUGGGUGAUUCGACCUCUCGACUGGAGCCUUUCAUCCUUCUUGCGAGGUCUACAAAAGGGGCAGCAGCGGAAAAAGUCAUUCAAGACGCCACGGCAGCUACAGGAGUAUACACCUUUACUGAGCUCUUGAAUCUACCCAACAUCCAAGCUCUUGUUUCUGAUCCAUCGGGUUCGAAGAGCGUCAAGUUGCUCGAGCUUUUUGCCUUUGGGACUUUGGAGACUUAUCGAGCCGACGAGUCGUCUUAUCCGCCUCUCACAUCGGCCCAAUUGCAGAAACUUAAACAUCUGACGCUCGUCUCUCUCGCUCUCCAUCACAGAUCUCUGUCCUAUUCGACUCUACUCACCAUCCUCGAAUUAGACUCUGUCCGACAGCUCGAAGAACUAAUCAUCGAUUCCAUAUACGCCGAACUCCUCACGGGUAAAAUGCACCAUCACGAACAGAUUUUACAUGUCGAUUGGGUCUCUGGGCGUGAUCUGCGGCCUGAGGACCUGGUUCAUAUCCAGAAAGGUUUGGAGACCUGGUGUCAGACAGCUUUGACACUGGUUCAAGCGCUCGAUGAUCAGAUCGCUCUCGUUAGGCAGAAUGCAAUCGAGGGAAUGUCCGAGGAACAAACGUAUAAAGAGGAGAGAAUGGCGAUGCUGGAAUCACUCAUGAAGACUCGAGGUGGAGGUCGUCAAGGACUUGGUCCACCGGGAGCGGGAAACGGGCUUGAUGAUCAGUCAGACGACGUCGUGAUGAGAGCUACUGGUGCGAUGGCAGGAUUGCCAAGUGGUAAAAAGACCGGAUUGAACCGAAGAGGUCAAGGCAGCGCAGCAUCUUCUGAAGAGCUAGGUAGGACGCGAGGAUCCAACAAGAGACUCAAGGACAGUCCAUGAAAUACGAGGCUCAGAUCAGAUUCCAAGUUCGUCAGAUGAUAUCCCACACUUCAUUUGUAUAUAGACAUGCUGCCUUCCUACACCACUGUUGUAGCAUACAUACUUCAUCAUCGCCCCAGGUACACGACCAAGACCCGACACGCCAUGCAUGUCAUACAAAGCGAGCGAGAAGGAUCGGCCCCCGCCGGCCUUCCCACGACGCGAUCACGUGACAUUACGUCAUUGUCCAUUGCAGC
Messenger RNA from Kockovaella imperatae, 1296 nucleotides. RefSeq lists its product as hypothetical. Bases 185 to 1060 code for a protein of 291 amino acids. Lineage: Eukaryota; Fungi; Basidiomycota; Tremellomycetes; Tremellales; Cuniculitremaceae. The transcript has 6 exons. Gene Ontology annotation, cellular component: COP9 signalosome. The record is from RefSeq and is a predicted model, not a curated record.